Zootoca vivipara (common lizard) is the source of this 805-nucleotide messenger RNA. RefSeq names its product translocator protein (gene TSPO). The record is from RefSeq and is a predicted model, not a curated record. NCBI's taxonomy places the organism in Eukaryota, Metazoa, Chordata, Lepidosauria, Squamata, Lacertidae. Gene Ontology annotation, molecular function: cholesterol binding. Gene Ontology annotation, cellular component: membrane; endoplasmic reticulum.
CUCCACGGCUUCGAGAUGGGCGCGCCCCUUGCUCCCUUCCCCGCCUCCCGCCCGCCCAGUGGGCCUCCCUCGCUUCCUUUCCCACAACCCUUUCGCUUUCUCCGAGCAGCGAGGUCAGCGGAGGAAGCAGCAGCAGCAGCAGACACAGAAAUGGACGUGCUACCCUCAUGGGCUCCUGCUGUUGCCUUCACACUCUUGCCAAAUGCCGGAAGCAUUUGGGGAGCCAGGAUUGUCAAGAAAGAACUGCCUACAUGGUAUGAAUCACUGGAGAAGCCAUCUUGGCGUCCCCCCAACUGGGUCUUCCCCCCUGUCUGGGGAGCUUUAUAUUCGUCAAUGGGAUAUGGUUCUUACCUCGUGUGGAGGGAAUUGGGAGGCUUCAACGAAAAAUCCCUGGUUCCCCUUGGGCUGUACGCAGGAAACCUGGCAUUAAAUUGGUCCUGGGUCCCCAUAUUCUUCGGAAAGCACCAGACAGGCUGGGGGCUGGUGACUUUAUUGCUCACCACAGGAGCAGCAACAGCUACAACUACUGUCUGGUACCAUGUCAACAAAACAGCAGCCUAUUUGAUGUACCCUUAUUUAGCCUGGCUAACUUUUGCCUCUGUGCUGAACUAUCGUAUCUGGAAAGACAAUCGCAAUAAGAAACAUCUGUAACUGUAAUGCACAUUUUUCCCGAGCUUUUUUUUUUUUAAAAAAGAAACAUUUUCUAAGUUGGAUUCCAGUUCCACCACCCCACUGCUUAAACCAUUAUGCUGUCUCAGGUUUAUUGCUUAAUAAAUCUAAUAAACUUCAGUAACGGACCCAGAAA